This is a messenger RNA of Psammomys obesus (fat sand rat), 1943 nucleotides long. It is a transcript of the gene Tafa1, whose product is annotated as TAFA chemokine like family member 1. The transcript is spliced from 5 exons. The record is from RefSeq and is a predicted model, not a curated record. Gene Ontology annotation, molecular function: receptor ligand activity. Lineage: Eukaryota; Metazoa; Chordata; Mammalia; Rodentia; Muridae. Bases 416 to 817 code for a protein of 133 amino acids. Gene Ontology annotation, biological process: negative regulation of microglial cell activation; regulation of neuroblast proliferation; neuroblast differentiation.
UAACUCUGUCCUGAAUGUGCUGAAGUGGGGAUGGUCCGUCCGCGUCCGCGGCUAUAAACUGCUUCUCAUCAGGAAACUACAUUAGCUCACCAUCACUUCAAAGGUCUCGUCAGACAGAGGUGACGCCAGGAGAUGAUUUAAAGGUGAAAAUGACAAGGUUUCCGCCCCUCAAACCUUGGUUCCUUUUCUGACAAUACAGUGAACGAACCCAACGUCUUCUCAACUGUGAAAAUAGGACUGGAGGAGGAAAGCUUGAUUUUUUUUUUUUUUUUCAAUUCUUGAUAAAGAACUGCCGGGAAGCGUUCUCUUUGAAAAAAAAAUCUCAGAACUGUGACACAGAUGGAUUUUAAAAAGUGUUAGCUCUUUCCAAUGAACACUAGGAGAGUGCCCUGCUCUUGGCUGGAUUUUUCAGAGAAUGGCAAUGGUCUCUGCGAUGUCCUGGGUCCUGUACUUGUGGAUAAGUGCGUGUGCGAUGCUGCUCUGCCAUGGGUCCCUCCAGCACACCUUCCAGCAGCACCACCUGCACAGACCAGAAGGAGGGACCUGUGAAGUGAUCGCAGCCCACAGGUGUUGUAACAAGAACCGCAUCGAGGAGCGGUCACAAACAGUGAAGUGUUCCUGUCUACCUGGGAAAGUGGCUGGGACAACAAGGAACCGACCUUCCUGUGUGGAUGCCUCCAUAGUCAUUGGGAAAUGGUGGUGUGAGAUGGAGCCCUGCCUAGAAGGAGAAGAAUGCAAGACGCUCCCCGACAAUUCCGGAUGGAUGUGUGCUACAGGCAACAAAAUUAAGACCACAAGAAUUCAUCCAAGAACCUAACAGAAGCAUUUGUGUAUAUAAGUAAGAAAAAACAACCUGUGGAAGAUACAUCAUGAGGAUUUAAAACAUCUUACAUACUUGCAAGCCAAAUGGAUAUCUUAUUUGCACUUGCACUGGUUACCAGAUAAUCACAGUGUGUUUGCUUUUUGAAACAAAGCAUCCCAAAAGAAGAAGACUCGGGAUUUUCUGGCAACGUCAUGGGAUACGGCUUUUAAAAGGAAAUGAGUUUUCUCUGUGAAAUUUGGGGGAUCAUGAAGAACGAUCAACCACCUUCUAAUUUGGAACUACAGUUACUUUGUACCAUUUGAAAUAUAUGUAUAUAUAUAAUAUUUUGAAAUAUUAUAUAUUCUCUUCAAGAAAUGGACAGUACCACAGUGUGAGGUGGCUGGCGUAGCCCUUUCAAGUUUUGGAUAUUUGGUCGGUUUUGUUUCGUUUGCCAUUUCUUUUUCUCUCGGUGAGGAAGAUACACGCCCGUGUGAGAAUCCAACAUGGCACUCUCCCUGGAAGGCCAGCUGCAGGCGGACUCCUGGAAUCUGAGGCAUCCUAACAAUACUGAGUCAAGAGCUUCCCCCUGUUUCGACCCAACGAAGCUCCAUCGUCUUGUUUUAUUGCUUUCUACCCUGUGCAAUAUUAGCAUGCAAGCUUGGCUUACAUAACCAUACUUUAUAUUCAAUUGAUAUAUAAUAACCGGUCUAACCUCUUCCAGGAAAAUAUUUUUAGAACUACUAGCUUUUCCACAGAUAAGCAAAUGAGGAUUCUCAAGGGAGCUGCUCCACCAUGCUAUUAAGACUCUAGCAGGAUGGUAGGAUGUAGGCCCCCUGUAUCAGUAAGUCCUGUAAAUACGAUGUCUUAGGGCUUUGUACAGCUGUCUUAGACUGCAGAAGUGUCCUCUGAUUAAAUCCAAAGUCUGGCGUUGUUGACUACGUAGUGCUGUAGCGACAAGUCUUCUCAUGGCACCUCUUUCUAUGUUUGAUUUGCUUUUUCCUAGAGUAUUUGCAUCUCCUCGGGUGAGAUAGGAAGGCUAUGAAAGCAAUUAGGUUUCACAAUGAUCUAUGUGACCAAGUGUUGGACAGCCCUAUUAAAGUGGUAAAUAAGUUCUUUUUUAACCCACUUGUCCUCUUUGUUU